GCCAUCUUGGACCGGUUGGACUGCCAUGUAUAGACAGUAUGCUUAUCCGUGCUAGACCCAUACGAGGGGUACUUAAGUUCUCCGCACCCGUGGCCGAGACCGAUCACGGCGGCAGAAAGGACAAACUCUGGGUCAGAUUACGACACGAUAGACGACUGUGGACAGCACGGGGCAGGACCUGUGCGGGCAUCUGCGUCUGCUGUGCUUUGUGCUCUUGCGAUCUGUCCCUUCUCUCCUCAUUACCACCUUGUCUGCGCGCUACGACUGACGAACUAACGACUGACGAGAUAACGACGUGACAUGCUGUGUGCGCGACGUGCACGGUGAAAGCGAAUUGCGGACUCAGUCUUCAGCGUUAGACGCGCUCUGAACUUGGUAGUCGAACUUUACUCUGCAGCCUCGGGCUUCUUUUCGCUUUUGCUCCGUUUUACUCCAUCCUGCUUCGCACUUUCACCUCAUACUUAACACCUCGUUCCCAUCCGGCUACUGCAAGGCUUGACAGAAGGAAAGAGUUGAAUUGUUUACGUGGAACUAAGAGGCUCUAGGACUAGGACACACUGUACCCAGACCUGCGCUAGGACCAAGAUGUCUUCUCAGCUAGCAUCAUGCAGUUCAUCAUUCGCCUGGAUGAAAAAUGGGAUGGGCCAGGACCCGUGUACAGUUGCAGCUUGGCUGAUUGCGCUGUGCUUGGAUGCAUCAACCAGUUCGUUGGACGUCUCUGUCUCUUUCGAAGCCCUAUGUCCCCUCUGUGUAAUAGUAUAAACUAUUGAAACGUUGAUCUACACAGAUCAGCCUGCUAGCAUUGCACCUCUCUCAAGUUCCUCGGCGGGUUACACGAAACCGAAUGGGACGAGCGCAAACGAUUGCACUUGUUCAUGGGCAUUCUAUAAUACUAUUGAAGCUUGUACUGUUUGUCAGAACUUUCAGCCAAACGACGGAUACUCCGACUGGUCGAGUUCAUGUAAUCUCCUGGGCCGGACAUCUACAUCAACAUAUUGGCAAUCGAGCGUCUCGUUCUCAAGCCGGACAAAGCUUCCUCGAUGGUCAAUCGUCGACCCCUCAAGAUGGGAUGCCAGCACGUUCAAUUCGAAUCAAGCCGAACAAAUCGCUAGCCAAAGUAACGUCGCGUUCUUUUGGUCUUGAUGAUAAUCCACACAGUAAUGCUCAUGUGCUCUUUGUCGCCAUUUCUAUCUUCGACCUUCUCGACUCGGCCCGGAAAGACCUUCCCGAUGCGACAGAUAAUUCGGCGAGUCAGCCUUCAUUCUCAUCUUCAUCAUCACCGGCCGCAGCUUCAUCCGGUGCGAAGAAGGCCAACGUGGGUGCAAUUGCCGGAGGAGUUGUCGCUGGCAUUCUGGUUCUCAUUGCACUUGUCGUCGGAUUAUGGUUCUUCGUGUUCAAAAGACGAGGUCUUGCUGCUGGCCGUGGACUGCGUAGGCAUGUAGACCUCGAUGGGGACGGUGAUGGCAUGACGGAUGCAAUGACCGGGAAUCCUCUUGCGGGCCACCUACGGUCACAUAGCCUCAGCGGGAGCGGAUACUCAAUAAGCCCGACAUCAUAUCAUCCGCCAUUGCAGCAGACUACAUUUCAGGGAUAUCCGGUCACAACUCAGCAUGGUCGGAGUCAAAGUCUUCCAAAUACUUUAACGCCGUAUCCAAAUCAGAAUCCCAGACAUACGAACGUGAUACAGGGGAUCCUAAGGAACGGGAAUGGACGUACGUCGCGCGAGUCGACGAUCCCUUCUGUCGCGGAGCAGCUUGAUGAAAAAAAGCGUCUUCGGACGGGACGCCAGAGUUCCAGUGGUGGGCCGCCGCGAUCGCGGAGUGCGUACGCAGGAAUUGGAAGCAGAUCGGUAUCACGGACAGGCAGCAGCGGACAGCUAAGCAGGACGAGUGGGUGCCAGGACGAACUAAACACGAGAAGCAACACCGCCGUCAUCAGCCAUGCACGAUCGCAAUCGCAAUCGCAGAUCUCAGCUGUGCAAGGGUCAAACACGUCUUCUCUGACGACAGACAUUCACGAUGUCAACAAUAACAAUUCCAGUCCAUCUAGUGUGGUGCCAGAUUGCCGACCGUCCGCCGGAGGGAUAAACAAACGCGCAUCGCACUCGCGGCGCCUCUCGUUAAAGAACGCACCAUGGAACAGGCGCCGAACAGUGAUGAAUCUCGGUUCGGAUGCAAGUUCAGAAACAGACGCAGGACACCCUGUGAAUUCAAUCAUACCCUCAAACGUGGAUACACAUGGCACGAGCGCCGUUGCACCGCUCCCACUGGGCGGAAUGGUAGCCGCUGCUGGACAUACGACGACUGUGGGCGACGUUAUUGCUGCUGUACCUGGUGCACGAUUGCCUACUGCCCGAGAUCGAGAGAACCCGCCUCCGGAAUACACGUCGGCCGCUUAGCGCUGAUUUCGAAUAUAUUGGAAGGAGAUUAGAACGUAACCAUUUUCAAAUUCAAGUGACAUCAAUUUUCGAUCAUGAAAUUGCUACGGAUUUGUCUACUCAUUUAGCCUCAGUAUUCUUUCCAUCAAGGAUGGGUCUUCCUUGCCUUUCCCUUUCUUAUCUGUAGCUUCGUUCCCGAUCGUCUGUAUUGGAAAUUGCAUCUGUGCUGGAUUCCAUAUGUAUAUUUAACUCACUUGAUUUGUAAUUGCAGCU
Messenger RNA from Fomitiporia mediterranea MF3/22, 2650 nucleotides. RefSeq lists its product as uncharacterized. The record is from RefSeq and is a predicted model, not a curated record. The transcript has 6 exons. The coding region runs from base 1478 to 2398 and encodes 306 amino acids. Lineage: Eukaryota; Fungi; Basidiomycota; Agaricomycetes; Hymenochaetales; Hymenochaetaceae.